Messenger RNA from Bursaphelenchus xylophilus (pine wood nematode), 3076 nucleotides. NCBI's taxonomy places the organism in Eukaryota, Metazoa, Nematoda, Chromadorea, Rhabditida, Aphelenchoididae. The record is from the annotation of a GenBank genome assembly.
AUGCGGUACGAGUGGACGGAUGAUAAAGACAAUGUGCAUUUGUUAUCAGAGAAGGAAUUGUCAUUGGAAUCUGCGACUUACUACAACAACACCUUUUACGUCUUGCAAAAUGGAGUUUUGGUACGGUUUUUGCUUUUGGUUUUGAACGUUUAGAAAUGGAAUUGGUCAUUGAGGGUUAAGGGGCUGUGUAAGACUAGAAAUUUCAGAAUAAAUAUCUAGAAAAUGGAAGUUUCGAAGAGAUUUUUACACCGACCGUUUUCAAGCGGAUAUACGGGGAUCCCACUCAUUUCUUGGCCGUUUCCAAGGACGGCGAAGUCUAUUAUUAUGAGAAAUCAACCGGUAAUUUCCUUGUGCAGAAGAUUGUUUAUGCUGGGAUUCGACAGACAUGUGAGCAUGGAGUUCAGGGCAUUCCAAGGUACAUUCGGCAUUCAUUUUGAUGUUGCUAUGGAGUUUUUAUGUUCGUACUCUAUAAUUAUUGUUACAGGGUGCUCAAAGUAAAGUCUGUUUGUCUCACUGAGACUUCGGCUGUUUUUGUAUGCCAGGAUGGGCAGCUUUGGUCGUUUAAUUCAUCUGUAUUCGAAGCCAAAACUGAAGUUAUCUAUGCGACCAAGAUCGAAUUGAAUAAAUGUGCUUAUAAAGUCCGUCAGCUAGUUGCAGGAAGGUUGGUUUGUGUUCUUUGAGUUCAUUUUGUCUUUAGGAAACAUUGUGUGGCAUUAGUGGACUUUGCUAGUGCCAAUAAUCAGAGUAAAAACGAGAAUAAUGUUGUCACCGAGUGUCAGAAAUGCCGAGACUUUGAGAAUCUCAGAUUAUCAACGCUUAUGGAAGCUGCUGAUGAGAAAUACGUCGCGAAGGACGAAAAUGUAGGUUUAUAAAGAUAAUUUUAUUGCCUAAAAUUGUUUUCAUCCAUGACCAUUUCCAGAAAGAAGACAUCGAAAGCUCAGCAGAGCAGACUCCAUCAAAGCCAGGACUUGACCGGUUCUUCUCCAGCUUCAAAUACCCGUUCUUCAAGAAGUUAAGUGUGAGAUCUCGUGGUCCCCAAUCGCGUUGGUAUGCUAUGCCUCCAGGCAGUUCACGAACCUUUUCCGAUACCGAUAACAGCUCGGAAAAUGGGGUUGGUGGAAUCGAACUCUCGACUUGGCACUCUUCCCAGCAGGCCAAUUCGAAUUCUCUUGGGCUGAAUGGAAGUGUGGCCUUUAGUUUUGUCAGUUUGGAUAAUUUGGUGUCAUCCUCAGGUAAAACAGUUAAAAUUUUGUUUAAUUAAAUAAUAUGUGUUUCAGACGACAGUUCCGUCGGACAUGCCGAAACUGAUCUUUCGACUUUGGAUCAAUCAUUGUUAUCGAACAAUUUCCAUUCUUUUGUCUCGCCUCAAGUUGCUAAUACUUUUUGUGAAGUCUGGGCAUGGGGAGCAAACGAUCUCGGUCAAUUGGGAGCUGGAAAUGCUGUGCCAACGUAAGUUAUGGCGUCAAAAUUUUGUUGGAAGCCUAUUUUACAUCAAAUCUGUCGCAAAGAACACCAAUUUUUAUUACUUUAGGCGUAUCCCGAAGCGAGUGAAGGUACCACAGGGUCCAGUAAUCAAAAUUAGUGCGGGAUAUGAUCACACUUUGGCGUUGCUGAGUACUGGGGAGGUUUAUGGAUGGGGAUCCAACAAAAAUGGGCAACUGAAGAUUGACAGUGCCGAGUUUAUCUCCGAACCGAUAUUACUCAAGGUAAAAUAAUGUAACCUUUGAUGAAUUUUUUUCUUUAAGAGGAAUGUAAAUGCCUAAAAAUUGAGUAAGAUUUAUUUCCAGCUCGGUUCCAAGGUUUGUGUGAUCGAUGCCACAGCCGGAGGCGAUGUUUCCACAGUAAUUGUGAACUCAGAAGACAACUCGAAUGUUGUCGCUUGUCGAUUCUCCCGAUCUCAUUCAUCCUCUUCCAAUGGAGUUACAUCAAGAUUGGACUGUCUGGAGAAGCUGGGGUGCCCAUUGAAUAUCACUGCCUUCGAUGGGGGCAACAAACUUUUGGUCGGAUAUCUGAAAUCCGACUGUAAAAAAGUGGAGAACGCUGUUCAGACAUUGUGUAGAGUUUUACUGUCAGUCAGAGCGAGCUGCCAACUAUCACAAUUGGCUCAGAAUAUCAAAGAAAAAGGUAAGAACUAGUCGUGGUUUUUAUUAUUUUGUUCUGACAGAUGAGUCAUAUUACACUUGAUGUUUUUAGCCGAAAGAGAGCCCUUGAAUCAUGUCAGUGGCACCCUGUGGCAUUGGAGUGCUGUACUAUCAAGAGUCGCCGAGUUGUUGCUGUUCUCGGUGACUGUGAAUGGUUCUGUGGAUCUUAUGCCGUCUUCCACAUGCGAUCUCACAUUUGAUGCAGUUUUGAAAGCGAUGCUGAAGAUGCAUUUCGCGAGAAUUGAUGCUGUAGCUCAGGGAUGCUUCCAUGAUCUCAAUUUGCGGUAAGUUGAUUGGCAGGGUAUUGGUGAUAAGUGUGGGCCAGGGGCUUUUAUUCCAACAGUUAUCAAAAUCGAGCUCUGAAUUUUGAGCUAUUUGCAUUUUAUAUUCACCGUCGAUAACCCAAUUUCAGUGACGAAAUCAAGAAGCAAGUGGAUCAGCUUUCUCUGGAACAUGAAACCGAAAGCAGCAAGGAUUUCAAACGUCUGAUCGGCCUCUUCGCCGUGCCACAAAAGCAAUUUCUCUCUCUUCACGGAGUAAUAAACACCAUUUUGGUAAGUCAUUACUCUUUUUUUUGUCUGCGCAUCCUAUCAAAAGCUGUAUCGAGUACUGUUCCCUUUCUGGUUUGUAAUUCCAUUCGUCGAAUCGGUUUUUUUUCGAUGAGUUUUACAACUGUUUAACCCCUUUUUCCAAGUGUAAAAUUAAAUGUUUUGAGUUGGGGGAACCCGAAAAAAUGUAUUCGAAAGGCGUAAUUACCUUCUUUUCUUGUCGAAAAACACUUUAAAGCCUGAGGGGAUUGAUAUUAGAUGGAGAACGGCGCCAUUUUAAUCGAAUUAUCAUUGUAAAACGCCCCGAAACAAGUGGAAUUCAGCGAAAAUAUCCGUGGCAUUUACGCUAUCAAUUUAUAAAACACAAUUUAGACCCCAAAGAGUUGA